AUGGCAAUUAUCUCAAACGGGGAAGCGCAAAGUUCUCAAGAUUACUUUCCGGCCAUUGAUAACCCGUCGGCACAAAACGUAUCAUACUAUACCCCCGCCCAAGAACCCGUAUCUGGGACAGGUCUGAGUACGACAACUGGCGCCCCGGUUCCCAAGCUCUUCUCGCCUCUCACUGUACGAGGCCUCACCUUUCAGAACCGUCUUUUUCUUGCGCCUCUCUGUCAAUAUUCAGCUAAGAAUGGAUACGCAACGGACUGGCACUUGACUCACUUGGGCGGAAUCAUCCAGCGUGGACCGGGGUUCACUCUCAUGGAAUCAACUGCCGUGCAAGAAGAGGGCCGCAUCACCCCUCAGGACAUCGGCCUGUGGGAAGACGGCCAGAUCGAGCCCCUGAGACGCAUUGUCGAAUUCGCCCAUAGCCAGGGCCAGAAAAUCGGUAUCCAACUCAGCCAUGCCGGCCGAAAGUCUAGCACCGUGGCGCCCUUCCUACACAUGAACGCUACUGCGAGCGCGAAUGUCGGCGGUUGGCCUGAUAAGGUGUACGCCCCGUCAGCGCUGCGAUUCAACGAUGCCUAUCCGCAGCCAAAAGCCAUGACUAUCACCCAGAUUCAGGAGUUCAAGGCGGCGUUUGUGGCUGCGGUCAAGAGAGCUGUGACAGCUGGGUUCGACGCCGUCGAAAUUCAUGCCGCCCACGGGUACCUUAUCCACCAAUUUCUAAGUCCCAUCAGCAAUCAGCGCAGCGAUGAAUACGGCGGGAGCUGGGAAAAUCGUGUGAGGCUGGUACUUGAGAUCACGGAUAUGGUCCGAGCUGCCAUUCCGGAAGACAUGCCCUUGUUCGUGCGGAUCAGCGCGACGGAUUGGUUCGACAAUAUGAAGGAGGAGUUUCCGGAGAGCUGGACCGUUGCAGACUCGUGCAAGUUGGCGCCCAUCUUGGCUGAGAAAGGGGUCGACUUUCUGGAUGUCAGCUCUGGGGGCAUUCAUCCUCUGCAGUCCACAAGCAUCAAGUCCGGCCCCGGAUACCAAGCACCUUUCGCUAAGGAGAUCAAGAAGGCGGUUGGGGACAAGAUGAUUGUGUCAGCCGUGGGAGGCAUCAGCACCGGCAUAAUGGCAGAGGGGUUCCUCCAAUCUGGGAUAGAUGUGAUUAUGUGCGGGCGCUGGUUUCAGAAGAACCCGGGUUUGGUGUACGCUUACGCUGACGAACUUGGCGUUAAUGUCAAGAUGGCCAAUCAAAUCGGAUGGGGCUUUGGAGGUCGUGGCAAGGGAAAGAAAUAG
Molecule: messenger RNA, 1272 nt
Organism: Colletotrichum karsti
Lineage: Eukaryota; Fungi; Ascomycota; Sordariomycetes; Glomerellales; Glomerellaceae
Product: nadh-dependent flavin oxidoreductase
Exons: 1
Coding region: 1-1272 (423 amino acids)
Cellular component (GO): intracellular anatomical structure
Molecular function (GO): FMN binding; NADPH dehydrogenase activity; NADP binding
Source: RefSeq, a predicted model, not a curated record